GGAAGUUGGUCUCCCGGUGCUGCUGACGGUUCUUUACACUCAGAGCAUCUCUGAAAACAAACCCGUGUUUCCUCCAUAUUUAACCUAAAAUGUGGCGUGUUUCAUGUCGUGCUGAGCACGUGUAACCGCGGGUAGCUGCGUGUCGUGUGGCGGGCGGCCGGAGCGAUGGAGGCAGCGCGGUGUGAUUGUGUCCUCUGAUCUGAUGCACCAUGAUCCCCGUGCCGCUGCUGGUGUGUGUGAUGGCAGGCUGGUGUGCGGUUUAUCUCGCCGACACACUCCUCAAGUCGUCAUCGACGCAUCGGAUCAGAUACGAGUCAUGGUUGGCGAGUCGAGGGCUGAUGUUGUCACCUUUCCACGUGAGAUGGCAAACCACCAUGUUCAACCGGCUGUUUGCGUACUGCGCACGCAUCAACCCCCGAGCCCAAUUCCUGUGGUUCAACAGUGGUCUGGUGUUCGGUGUAGUUGCCAUGCUGGGCUCAGUGGUGCUGCUGGUAAAGACGCUGCAGCAGACGCUCGCACAGAUGACCACAGACAACCCGCGGAUUGGAGGUCAGCAGGCCCUGCAGGUGGUGGUCCCUGGCGUCAAUCUGCCCACCAGUCAGCUGGCCUACUUCUUCAGCGCCCUGCUGCUCAGCGGAGUCAUACAUGAGCUGGGCCACGCCGUGGCAGCAUUGAGGGAGCAGGUGAGAGUGAACGGCUUUGGCAUGUUUGUGUUCGUGGUGUAUCCCGGAGCAUUUGUGGACCUCUUCACCACACACCUCAACAUCAUCUCACCCACUCAGCAGCUCCGCAUCUUCUGCGCCGGAGUUUGGCACAACUUUGUUCUGUGUGUGGCAGCGUUAGCGUUCCUCUUCCUGUUGCCUCUCCUUCUGUUUCCCAUGUACUCCACCGGCGGCGGGGCGCUGGUCACAGAGGUCGUCCAGGGCUCUGCGGCUGACGGUCCCCGGGGCCUGUCAGUCGGGGACAUCGUGACGAGGCUGGAGGACUGUCCAGUGAAGGGAGUGGAGGACUGGAGCAGCUGCCUGUCUCACCUCUCUCACACCCCACAGACUGGAUACUGUGUCCCCGCCGCCAGCCUGCAGCCCAGCUGGGCCCACGGGCGAGCCUUCAAGCGUUUGGAUGGAACGAUGGACUGUUGCAGCAACAACAGCCUCACAGACCUCUGUUUCUCUUACAUAAAACCACAGGGCAGGAACAGCAGAGAGAGAGAGUACGCCUGCAUGCCGGUGCGUAAGAUGGUGACGGGGACGCGAGUUUGUCGCACGGACGACGACUGCGCCGCACACUCCCACGCCGCCAGCGUUUGCGUCACUCCGUCUCUGGAGAACCAGACUCGCUUCAUCCGUGUCGCACACCCGCCCAGCGCUCACAUGCUGUUUGUGGGGUAUCCGCCGCACCUUCAGUACGCUGUGAGUCUCACCAACUUUGUCCCCCGCUUUGGUUUCCUCCACCUGGAUCUGCCUGUCUUUUUGGAGACCUUCUGCAAAUACGUGGUGUCCCUCUCUGGCGCGUUAGCUGUAGUGAACUCCGUGCCGUGCUUCGCUCUUGACGGUCAGUGGAUGCUGAACGCCCUGCUGGAGGCCACGCUGGUUUCUGUGGUAACAGAGCGUCAAAAGCGCGAGCUGAUUGGUUUCUUCCUGCUGCUGGCGGGCAGCGCCCUGCUGGCAGCCAAUGUGGCGCUGGGCCUGUGGAUGGUCACGGCGCGGUAGCCACAGCGGUGAGCUGCCCUGGCAAGACAAACAAUAAAUGAAUAAAUAAAUUUGACACGUGUGGACCAAUAAACUGUGAACAAACAGGGAAUAGGCUGCGUUACCCAGCCAGUUUUAGGAGACUGUUGAGCAGAACAUCCCUCUGCCUUUACUGGACCACCAGGGAAAUUAUAACCAACCUUCUUCCACCUUGUUGCCGCCAUAUACUUAAAAAGCACAUAAACGAUUAACUAAUGCACUUGCCGUAAAGCACUGUCCCACGUGACUGUUUACAGAGACUGCACAACUUUUCCAACUGUUAUUAUCUGUGAUAUGUGUGAAGUUUGAGAGGAAACCGUCUUUGGUUUUUAAGGAUUUGAUUCCAAAAUGCCAUAUUUACCCACUGGCACUGUUGCCUCAGUGUGCUGCAGAGAGGUGGAGUCAGGCUGAUCAGAGAAGAGAAGCCAAGAAAAGUUUAAAAAGCCUUACAUGUAUUAGUAAAUGCAUGGCAAUACCGUGAAUUUCUACCACAUAUCACCAAUGGAAAAAAUGGACUACCUAAUAUUCGUUCGACAGUAUGUCAAAGGCUCCUCAUAUUUGUGUAAAGUAAUUAAUGAAGAUUAUUCCUACAACAUUUUGUAAUAUCCGGCAAAUGUCAAAAUGCGGGUAUCCCAUUUUAAAAGAAACACUCUUGUAAGUGUCUUUCUCGUCCUCGGGCAUUGCGGUGGGAAAAAAAUAAUUUGUCAAUGAACCUUUUUCCGCUUUUUCUCAAGUUUCAGUUUUUGGCCGCUCACUGUUUGCAACGUGGUUGUGGAAGUUGAUUUGUCAAAGUAGUGGAAUAAAAACUGCUGUUAUUGAA
Molecule: messenger RNA, 2547 nt
Organism: Plectropomus leopardus (leopard coralgrouper)
Lineage: Eukaryota; Metazoa; Chordata; Actinopteri; Perciformes; Serranidae
Gene: mbtps2
Product: membrane-bound transcription factor peptidase, site 2
Biological process (GO): membrane protein intracellular domain proteolysis; regulation of response to endoplasmic reticulum stress
Cellular component (GO): membrane; cytoplasm
Molecular function (GO): metalloendopeptidase activity; protein binding
Source: RefSeq, a predicted model, not a curated record